Molecule: messenger RNA, 1524 nt
Organism: Ricinus communis (castor bean)
Lineage: Eukaryota; Viridiplantae; Streptophyta; Magnoliopsida; Malpighiales; Euphorbiaceae
Product: WAT1-related protein At1g09380
Exons: 7
Coding region: 164-1276 (370 amino acids)
Cellular component (GO): plasma membrane
Molecular function (GO): transmembrane transporter activity
Source: RefSeq, a predicted model, not a curated record
CUUACAUUUCUCUUGAUCAUAUUCACUGUCUUCUCUCGUUUUCCCUCUACCAUUCCCUCAUCGUUUGUCUUUCUCUCUUAGUAAAGUUUUCUUGAACAAAAUAUACUAGAUUAAGAAAAGAGAGAGAGAGAGAGAGAGAGAGAGAGAGAGAGAGAGAGAGAUAAUGGAUGCGGUGAAUGAUUUUUUCCCAUUCUUGGCUAUGGUUAUUGUUCAGUUUGGGUUUGCAGGGAUGAACAUAACUUCAAAACUUGCAAUGGAUUCUGGAAUGAAACCUCUUGUUCUUGUUUCUUACAGGCAAAUCUUUGCCACCAUUGCGAUGGUUCCUUUUGCAUAUUUCUUUGAAUGGAAGACAAGACCCAAGAUUACCAAGCCUCUGCUGAUCCAAAUUUUCAUAUGUUCCCUUACUGGGGUAACUGGAAACCAGGUAUUUUACUUCAUUGGACUAGAAAAUUCCACCCCAACAAUUGGAUGUGCACUCACCAAUAUUCUCCCUGCCGUGACUUUUAUUCUUGCAGUCCUCCUCAGACAAGAAUCUGUUGGAAUCAAGAAAAUAUCUGGGCAAGCUAAGUUAUUAGGGACAGUAAUAUGUGUAGGAGGAGCAAUGUUGUUGUCCUUUUACCAUGGACCAAUGAUCAAUAUAGGUGAAUCCAGCAUUCACUGGAAAUAUGCAGAUGAAACAGGAAGCAGCAAUUCUGCUGCUGCAAAAUCAAGUUUCAUUUUAGGCCCUGUAUUUAUUAUGGCUAGUGCUGUUUCAUGGGCAGUAUGGUUUACACUCCAGGCGAAAGUAAGCGUUACAUUUCCAGCUCCGUACACAAGCACAUUGUUGAUGUGUUUUAUGGGCAGUAUAGAGUGUGUAGUGAUCGGCCUAGGUGCUAAUCAUGAACUAUCUCAAUGGUCAUUGCGUUCUCCUGGCAGGCUUAUUGCAGCUCUUUAUGCAGGAAUUGUAUGUUCUGCCCUAGCAUUUUCCCUUACUUCAUGGAGCAUUCAAAAGAAAGGAGCACUCUAUGUAUCAGUCUUUAGCCCCUUAUUGCUUGUUAUAGUUGCCGUUCUGAGUUGGGCCCUUCUUCGCGAGAAACUAUACCUUGGAACUGUCGUAGGAUCUGGUUUGAUUGUUGCCGGCCUUUAUGCUGUUCUGUGGGGCAAAGACAAGGAGAUGAAAAUGAAGGGUAUUGAAGAUAUAGAAGCAAUUAAGCAAGGUGGGGGGAAAGAAGAGAGAGGUGACCUUGAAUUGCAACUUCCUGCAAAUUCAAAUGGCAGCAAUGGUCCUGCAAAGUAAAAUGAAGCAAAGCUAAAUUAUCUGUUGCAGGUCUUUUAUGUUUGAAGAACCUUUCCAUUUGAAUUCUAUCAAAUUAGAUAUCAUGUUUGUAAUAUUAUUAUUUAGGAGAAGAAGCUUAAGUUUGCUUUAGUCUAUAAUUAACUUAGAUCAUCCAGUCCAGUCCACACUGUUUUGCUUUGAGGUGUACUAUUUCUGUUAUAUCAGAAUGACCUUCUGAUUGAGUAAUUAUGAAGCUAUAAUUAUCUCUA